This is a messenger RNA of Eremomyces bilateralis CBS 781.70, 1878 nucleotides long. RefSeq names its product long-chain fatty acid transporter-like protein. Bases 1 to 1878 code for a protein of 625 amino acids. The transcript has 4 exons. Gene Ontology annotation, molecular function: long-chain fatty acid transmembrane transporter activity; long-chain fatty acid-CoA ligase activity. The record is from RefSeq and is a predicted model, not a curated record. NCBI's taxonomy places the organism in Eukaryota, Fungi, Ascomycota, Dothideomycetes, Eremomycetales, Eremomycetaceae.
AUGGCGUUACCUCUCGCACUCGCAGGCGGCGCCGCCGCCUCUGCUUACCUGAAUGCAAAAUAUCAUUUGUGGCACGACCUAACUUCGCAUGCAUUGGCGAAUACUCCUAACAGUGCUCUCAAGUAUAUGGAGUCCAUGAUUGCGGCGAAGAAAAUGACGACAUAUGAUGUUUUCCACGAGCAAGCCACUGUGAAUCGGCCCGAUGAAGUAUUCUUGAUCUUCGAAGGCCGUGAAUACACAUGGCGCGGAUUCCUAGAUGGAGUCACUCGACUUGGCAAUUGGCUGAUGAAUGAUCUUGGUGUCAAGGCUAAGGAGAUUGUUGCUAUUGAUGGCGGCAAUACUCCCGAGUAUAUGAUGCUUUGGUUCGCUUUGGAUGGUAUCGGAGCCGUUCCCAGUUUCAUCAACUGCAAUCUUACGAGUAAGAGCUUGGUACAUUGCGUUGAGUUGUGCGAGUCCCGCUUUCUCAUCUGCGACCGAGAUGUCAUGAACCUUGUUGAGCCGUGUGCGAAGGAGUUGUCAGAUCUGAAUGUUCAAAUCCUGACCUAUGGGCCGGAUUUUCCUUUCACAUUGCCCAAUACGACUCCAUUGCCGCUUUCUCGACGAACGUGUUUGGACCCUGCGGACGUCCGCUCUCUGAUUUAUACGUCAGGGACGACCGGGCUUCCUAAGGCUGUUCUCAUGAUGACGGGACGAGAGUUGUUGACCGGCCACGGUAUUUCCGGCUAUUUGAGGCUAAAGCCCGGAGACCGAAUGUACACUUGCAUGCCGUUGUACCAUGGUGCAGCGCAUGGCCUUUGUGUGACCCCUUCGGUCCAUGCUGGCAGUGCCAUCGUCUUAGGGCGCAAGUUCUCCCACAAGACCUUCUGGCCCGAUGUCCGAGCGAGUAAGGCCAACGUCAUCCAAUAUGUUGGAGAGCUCUGUCGGUACUUGCUGAACGGAGAUCCGAGCCCUCUCGACAAGGCUCACAACGUCCACAUGGCUUGGGGCAAUGGGAUGAGACCUGAUGUUUGGGGACCUUUCCGGGAACGAUUCGGGAUUCCUUGCAUCAAUGAGCUGUACGCCGCGACAGAUGGGUUGGGAUCCACCUUCAACCGAAAUUAUGGCCCGUUAACGCAGAAUGCCAUUGGACUGCGUGGUCUGCUCUGGGACUAUUACAAUGGGAGCAACGAAGUGUUUGUCAAGAUCGAUAUUGAUACGCAAGAAAUUCUGCGAAAUAAGGAUGGAUGGGCCAUUCCAUGCAAAACCGGAGAGCCAGGUGAAGCACUCCAUCGCCUAGAUCCCGAAAACCCCGAUGCGGCCUUCCACGGAUACUAUAAGAAUCGGGGAGCGGGCGAUAAGCGAAAGAUUUACAACGUGUUUAAGAAAGGAGACCUGUGGUUCCGAGCGGGGGAUUUGCUGCGACGCGAUUCCGAUGGCCGGGUUUUCUUCGUCGACCGACUUGGAGAUACCUUCCGUUGGAAGUCCGAGAACGUCUCGACCAAUGAAGUGUCUGAUGUGGUUGGAAAGUUCGAUCAGAUCGCCGAAACGAAUGUCUAUGGUGUCAACGUCCCCCAUACGGAUGGAAGAGCAGGAUGUGCAGCGGUGGUGUUGGCUCAAGGGGUGAGCCUAGCCCAGUUCGAUUUCCAAAGUCUGGCGACACAUGUCCUUGGUCAAUUGCCAAAAUAUGCGGUCCCCAUUUUCCUGCGAGUCACCGAAGAACUUGCCUACACGGGGACUAUGAAACUUCAGAAAGGACCGUUAAGGGCAGAUGGCAUCGACCCGAAGAAAGUGGCAGUAUCAGGAGACAAGCUGUACUGGAUGCCGAUCAACCAGAAGACAUAUGUGCCAUUCACGGAAAAAGAUCUUGAGGCACUGGAGACUCGGAAAGCGCUGCUUUAA